UGUCGAAGAAACUCUGAGCGUUAGAGUUGGGGGGCAAUAGAAGAAGAAAUGUUAGUGAUCCUUUCGGAUCUGGAGAUGUUAUUCGUGUAGAUUUUGUGCGACAGAAAUCCAAUCAUGAGAUGAAUGAUUUGGGUUUUUGAGAAGAAAAAAAAAAUACAAUUUAUCAGUUCUCGUUUUGGCGUUUUUUGCUUUAGUUUAAUGAUCCAAAUCUGACACCAUGAGGAAGAAGCUCGAUACGAGAUUCCCAGCUGCUCGCAUAAAAAAGAUAAUGCAAGCUGAUGAGGAUGUUGGGAAGAUAGCACUGGCUGUGCCUGUUUUAGUUUCUAAGGCAUUGGAGCUGUUUCUGCAAGACCUUUGUGACCGUACUUAUGAGAUAACCCUCCAGAGAGGAGCAAAGACUAUGAGUUCAUUGCAUUUAAAGCAUUGUGUACAGAGCUACAAUGUGUUUGAUUUUCUGAGGGACAUUGUCAGCAAGGUUCCUGACUAUGGUCAUGGUCAUGGUCAUGGUCAUUCAGAUGCUACUGCUGAUGAUAGAAGUGUUUCUAAGAGAAGGAAGGCCACCGGGGAUGAGUGCAAUGACAGUGACGAAGAGUCAAAGAGAAGCAAGAUGCAGGAGAUGAGCCAGGCUGGCAGCAGUGGCAGAGGGAGAGGCCGGGGCCGAGGGAGAGGUCGGGGACGAGGUGCUCGCAACAUAGAAAAAGAAUCCUCUCAUCGCGAGGUUGAAUCGGAGUCCGAUGCAGCUCCUCAACAAAGCACGAAAAACAAUUUGAGUCCUGGAGCAUUGGUUGAUAAUGGUUAUGAGUCAAAGGAACAUGUGAAAGAAAAUAAAGAGGGUGUUGAUGUUACUGGUUCAGCACCAUUGACCUUUGACCUGAAUGCCGAUGUAAAUGAGAACGAGGACACAAAAGCUGCAGCGACCACAGUUGUAGCAGCAGGCCAUGCGUCAUCAGCAGAGCCUACUACCGAAACAAAUCAUGAAGAAUAUCCCGGUUGGUCUAUUCCAGAGAUGGACAAGAUGGCCAUUGACCCUCUUCAGCUUAGCAAGCGGUUGGACGAGGACGAGGAGGACUAUGACGAAGAAGGGUGAUCAACCAUUUGAUGAAGCCCUUGUAGGUAUAACAACUGGGUAUUGUUUCCUUUUGUCAUAUGGUAGGUAGUAAUCACUAGGGUAAGAAGCACAAAGAAUUGGCACCUCAUCCUCAUAGGUGGUAGGAAAUGCUCCUAAGUUGGAUUUCAUUUUUUGUUUUAGCGCUCUGCGUUCGUAAUGGUUACUAUAUGUUCAUCAUAGCAUUUGCUAACAGCCUUUCUGAAUGUAGAUUUCUAUGACUUAUCUUGUAACCUCAAUUUGUGUAAUUUCACCAGCUCAAUGUAGGAAGGUUGCUAGCCUCACAUAUUGAGUUGUUCUUAUUACU
Molecule: messenger RNA, 1412 nt
Organism: Tripterygium wilfordii
Lineage: Eukaryota; Viridiplantae; Streptophyta; Magnoliopsida; Celastrales; Celastraceae
Product: dr1-associated corepressor-like
Exons: 6
Coding region: 218-1087 (289 amino acids)
Biological process (GO): regulation of DNA-templated transcription
Cellular component (GO): nucleus
Molecular function (GO): protein heterodimerization activity
Source: RefSeq, a predicted model, not a curated record